Penicillium cataractarum is the source of this 1173-nucleotide messenger RNA. RefSeq lists its product as uncharacterized. Lineage: Eukaryota; Fungi; Ascomycota; Eurotiomycetes; Eurotiales; Aspergillaceae. The coding region runs from base 1 to 1173 and encodes 390 amino acids. The transcript is spliced from 3 exons. Gene Ontology annotation, molecular function: oxidoreductase activity; zinc ion binding. The record is from RefSeq and is a predicted model, not a curated record.
AUGACGGAAGGAAAUCUGGCUCUCGUUUCAUAUGGCCCUAUCAGUUCUGGUCAAUGGAAAUUAGAAUCCGUCAUCCCUCGUGCCGUCAAGAGUGACGAGCUGUUGAUUCGUAUGGUUGCUACGGGCAUUUGCCGUGCCGACAUUCACUUUGGAGACUUUGCCCUUGAGGAGACUGCCACGAAUCCAGCGGCAUUUUAUCCUCGUGUGAUGGGCCAUGAAGGUGCAGGCUAUGUGGAAAUGGUCGGGAGCUCAGUGAAAGGGUUUAACCCCGGUGAUCCCGUUAUUCUUUCGAUAAUGUCCUGUGGGGAGUGCUACAACUGCGAUGCCAAACACCCAGCAUAUUGCACCAAAUCCUUCGAAUGCAAUUUCCUCGGUGAUCAAAAUGUCUAUGCCAGCCAGGGCAAGUCAAGCUUCGACAUCGCUGGUGCAUUUUUCGGACAGUCUAGCUUUUCUGCCAAGGCAAUCGUGAAAGAAGUAUGCGUUGUCAACCUAAAAGGACUCGAAAUCACGCAUCGUGACCUACAAAUGCUCGCCCCUAUUGGAUGCAGCGUUCAGACUGGAGCUGGAGCAUUUACCAACAUUGCCAACGUUCAACAGGAUCACGAUGUUGCAGUGCUUGGUGUAGGUGGAGUGGGUAUGAGUGCGAUUAUGGCAGCUGCAAUUAUUGGCUGCAAGACGAUAAUUGCAAUUGAUAAUGUUCCAUCUCGCUUACAUGUAGCAAAGUCCCUGGGUGCCACCCACGCAAUCGAUACCUCAGACUCGAAAGUUGAUCUCGUGGCUGAGGUUUUGAAGAUUACAGACGGCCGAGGAGUACACGUAUCCCUUGAUACAACUGGCGUCCAGCGACUGGCUAGACAGUGGUGGAACUUUGUGCGCUUUCAGGGUAAAGUUUUACAGGUUGGGUUGGCGAAACCAGGCGACCAGUGGAAUGUGUCCAUGGCCGACCACAUGAAUACAGGGCGCCAGAUUAUUGGCUGCGUUCAGGGCGAUUCAAUUCCACAGAUAUACUUGCGAGAUCUCGUGUCUUGGUAUCUCGAUGGAAAGCUUCCAGUUGACAAAAUGGUCCGCCCUUAUCCGAUCGCAGACUGGCGGCAAGCAGUGGAGGAUAUGCAAACUGGGACUACCAUAAAGCCUGUUCUAGUUUGGCCAGAUGAACGAUCAUCAAAAAUAUAG